Danaus chrysippus (African queen) is the source of this 1131-nucleotide messenger RNA. The record is from the annotation of a GenBank genome assembly. Lineage: Eukaryota; Metazoa; Arthropoda; Insecta; Lepidoptera; Nymphalidae.
AUGGCGUUAACAGUUGACAAACUUACUAAUGAUGAAAGGUUUAGCGGUGACAAUGUUCUUCAAUUUUUAUUAUAUUUGCCACUCGGUCUGAUGCUUAUGUGCAUUAGAAUAGUUUUGGCACUAGUACUAUGGAUUGCAUCGAUUAUAAUGCACGAUAAACCAGGGGCUAGACAUGUUCUAUCUACUCUGGCUUGUUGGACUUUUGGUGUUUAUGUAAAAGUGAAAGGAGUGAGGGAUCAGCGCUGUAGUAUUCUGGUAUCAAACUAUGUAUCCUGUAUGGAUUCAUUGGCGGCAACACACAAGCUUGGAUCAAUAAGUCUCCGAAAAUGGAAGGUGCCUCCAUUUUUUGCAUCUGCUUUGGGAAUUAAAAGUGCUUCACAAUUUGUCAGGAAGCAGCAUUUCAGUGAAACUCCAAGCAAACCAGUUCUGCUUCAACCAGAAGGAGGGCCGACUAAUAGCAAAGGCCUGUUGAAGUUCACCGACUGGCCGUUCCCUAUUGGCAAUAAAGUGCAACCUGUUGCCAUUAGUGUGGAACGACCCUUCACUAAUGUAACAGUUCACCGAGCUUUAGACAAGACUGCUGUGUUCCCGUGGAGGGAUGCACUAUGGUUCCUUAUGACCCCAUGUUCGGUAUACACCAUUCAUUUACUCCCAAGUUUGGAGAGAAACGACGAUGCAUUUGUGGAUAACAUCAGGACGGCCAUCGCUGAAGCUUUAAAGAUAGAGACAACAGAGUAUACUUGGCAGCAGCUCUGUGCUCGUAGAGGUCGCGUGACACGUGUGACGUCACGUCCGCCUCCUGAAGCAGCCCGGGUUAAGGAAGUACUGCCAGCGGUGCCUCUUAGAGAUAUUAUCAGGGAACUUGAAAAAACCAGAAGUGUGGAUGUAACGAUCACAAACUUCCUAGAAGGGCUUGUCCCUUAUACUCCUGAACCAGAACCUGUUGUAGAACCUCAGCCGAGCACUUCACAAGCACCACCCAAGUAUAUAACACCGGCACCUACAGGAGUGUUUCCAAAGUCAGCAAAAGAAAGACAAAUGAGUUUCCAAGAAAGGAAAGCCCAGAUGAUAGCAGAGGCUAGGAACAGAUAUAUAGAGAAACACGGCUUGAACAUUGCUAUGAACUGUUGA